Molecule: messenger RNA, 1092 nt
Organism: Dictyostelium discoideum AX4
Lineage: Eukaryota; Evosea; Eumycetozoa; Dictyosteliales; Dictyosteliaceae
Exons: 2
Coding region: 1-1092 (363 amino acids)
Source: RefSeq, a predicted model, not a curated record
AUGAUUCCAACUAAACUAAUUAAAAACCAAAAUAAAUUUUUUAUAUUAAAAAGAUUAUAUACAACAAAUGUAUUAAAAUCAACUUCAAUAUGUUUAACUAAUAAUAAUAAUAAUAAUUACAAUAAUAAAAGUAAUAAUAUUAAAAGAUUUUAUUCAUCAUCAAAUGAACCAAAUAAAAAUUCAAAAGAUGAAAAUGAAUUAGAAAAGAAUAAAAAAGAAAAUGAAAAAAAAAAACAAGCUGUUGAUGAACAUGAAGAAGAAGAAGAUGAUGAAGAUGAAGAGGAUGAAGAUGAUGAAAAACCAUCACUUGAUAAUAAAUAUUUAAUGCCAUUAGGUACAGAUAAAAAUGAAAGUAUUUUAGAGGAUAGAAAUGAUGAUAAUCCAGAAUAUAUAUUAUUAGAAGCAUUAGUUAAAUCAAAGCAAUAUAAAGGUGGCUAUGGUUUAGCAGCAAAUCUUUCAUUGGCAGAAUAUCUACAUCGUUAUACACCAAUUAGAGAUACUCCUGUUAUUCCACCACACUUUUUUAGUGCCCCAUUAAUCAAUGAACUAUUCCAAUAUAACCCAUUCUUAUUAAUUUUACCACACCCAAGAGUAUCAGGAUUUGCUGAAAAUUUUCAAUGGAAUGCUGCAAUUCUUUCAGAUUCAAAAAAACCUUUAUAUCCAACUCUUGAUAAAGAUGAUUUUUUAAAAAGUUCAAAAAAUGCAUUAAAAACAAUUUAUAGAAUUGCAAAAGAAGGUAAAUCAAUGGAAUUACAAGAAUUAUCAUGUCAACCUGGAAUUGUUAAUUUAUUAUUAUUACGUGACUCAUUCUAUGCAAUUGAAACUGGUAAUGAUGAAUUUAAAUUCAAUGCAAAUGAUAUAGAUAUUGAUAAUUUCGAUUUUCAACCAAUCACUGCACUCACAUUAGAGUCUGAUAAAGAUUUUGGUGAAACUAUUAAAAUUGAAGCAUUUUAUUUAGUCACCUCUGAAAAGUAUAAAUUAAAUCAAAAACAUUGUCCUGUCACCAUUAAAGUAAAUUGGGUUUCACCUGUUGAUGCUUUUGAUUGGAAAAUAUAUGAUAUUUCAUAUAAAACACCAUUUGAUCUUAAUUAA